GGACCUUAGCCCUUAGGUCGCGUAAGUGAUUAGCAUACCCUGAACGAAAGGCUUCUCAACUCGGCGCCUCCAUAAGUUGCAGAAACACAGAAACUGUUAGCAGAGAACAGAGGAGAGAGAAAAUCUGAAAAAAUGGGGAAGAAGAGGGCGAAGAAGGUGAAGAAAGCAUGGAGGAAUAUUAGCACUAAAGAAAUCGACGAUUUCAAUGAAAAUUCAACUCGCGACGCUAACUCCGGUGGUUCCCUUGCUUCUGCUCCUAGUGAUUCCCUCUUUGUUCUUGACAAAUCCACCGAUGUGCCGGUGAAACGUAAAAUUGAGAAGAAGCGAGAGAAAGUACUGCGCUUCGAAAGUAUUCUUGAGAGGAACCCAUUUGUCAAAGCUGUGCCGUCUUCAAUUCUUAAGAAACCUAAGAAGAAAGAUAUAGUGGCUGCUGUGGUUCAGUCCCAGGAUGCAAAGGUAAACAAAGAGGGGAAAGACUCGGAGUCUGACGUAUUUGAUAUAUGGAAUGAUCAAAGGCGUUUCUCAUGUAUUCUUGCAGGUAAAGAAAACAUCAAGGGGAAGAAGAAAGCUAAACCUUCACAUAUUCCAGCUGUUGAAGUUGAGCCUCCUGGUUGCUCUUAUAACCCAGAAGAUGAGAGUCACAAGGACUCUUUGGCUCUAGCUGUUGCAGAAGAGAUGAAAAAAAUUUAUAAAAAGGAGCUGGAGCCUGAGCCAAUUCCUUUAUUUGUUCCUGGAGAACCGGUUCCUGAAGAAGAUAGAUAUUUUUUGGAAGUGGGCAAUGGAGAUGAUGAUGAAAUGGAUGAGGAAAAUCAAACUGAAGAUAGUAAUGCUGAAAAUGAGAUAAGGAAGUCUAAAGAAAAACGGAUAACUACAGUUGUGCGGAAUAAAAGAAUCAGGCGGAAGGAUCAGCAAAGAGCAGAAGAAAAAGCCAAAAAGAUGGAUGCGCUUUCAAAGGAAAUUGACAGCAUACCAGAUAUACUUCAGGAAAUAGCUGAAGAGGAGGAGGAAAAGCAAAAGAAGCAUCUUCGUCGUGUGAUAUCAAAAGAAGAAAGACUAAAAUCAGGCCCUCCACGUUUGGGAAAGCGGAAGUUUCUGCCUGCCCCAACUCAAGUUCUCCUUACUGAAGAAAUUACUGGAUCGCUCCGCAAGCUAAAGGCUUGUUGCACCCUAGCAAGGGACAGGUUUAAGAGCUUAGAGAAGCGGGGAUUAGUUAUUCCAUCAAUUAAGAGCACCAGGAAAUAGUCGAUUUGAGGAUUGCUGAUUUGUCAAGAGCGAGAUUUGUAUGAGAUCACUUGAUUAAUAGAUGAAACUUAACUUGGUAUGAGCUAGAAAAGUUGGCUAAUCAUACAAAAGUUCUGUAGCUCUUUUAUCCUGUAGUGAAGGGGUUUUCUCCAUUUUUGACACUGCUUUGGUAUUCCUUUUAGUGAAACAGAGAAGAAUAUCAAAGAUAUAAUGGUAGAUAAAAUCUUGUGUAAACAAAGUAGCAUCUAGCAAGGGACAGUACUGUAGUAAGAUUCAAUCAUUUUGAAAUGGCAAAGCAAGAGAUGAGCACUCCAAAUAUUUAUAUA
This is a messenger RNA of Beta vulgaris subsp. vulgaris (sugar beet), 1568 nucleotides long. RefSeq names its product ribosome biogenesis protein NOP53. Gene Ontology annotation, biological process: rRNA processing; ribosomal large subunit assembly. The record is from RefSeq and is a predicted model, not a curated record. Lineage: Eukaryota; Viridiplantae; Streptophyta; Magnoliopsida; Caryophyllales; Amaranthaceae. Gene Ontology annotation, molecular function: 5S rRNA binding. Gene Ontology annotation, cellular component: nucleolus. Bases 133 to 1242 code for a protein of 369 amino acids. The transcript is spliced from 12 exons.